Messenger RNA from Dermatophagoides pteronyssinus (European house dust mite), 5555 nucleotides. RefSeq names its product Ig-like and fibronectin type-III domain-containing protein 2. The record is from RefSeq and is a predicted model, not a curated record. Gene Ontology annotation, molecular function: protein binding. NCBI's taxonomy places the organism in Eukaryota, Metazoa, Arthropoda, Arachnida, Sarcoptiformes, Pyroglyphidae.
GUUUUUUGUUUGUGAUUUUUUUUUUGCUCUGAUAUAAUAGAAAAUAAAGUUUAAACACGAAAAAAAGGACUUUGUUUCCCCAUCAUUCAGCUGAUCAUCAUCAUCAACAUCGAACAUCAACCACCAAGAUCUUCAGCCGCAAAUUUGUGUGAUGUGUGUGAGUAGUUUUCCAAGAAAUUUCCAAUUCCAUUUUACCAUCGAACAGCCGUGACAAGACGAUAACAUGAACAUUCAAUGAAUCAAAAUAGAAUUUGAUCAUCAUCAAAUUGGACAAUCACAAAGUGUUUUUUUUUUUGUUGGAAACAAAAGUGAUAUUUUCUCGCUACGAUCUGUGAUUGUUUUUUUUGUGUGUGUUUGUUUCAUAAUCUAUCAAAUUUUUAAUUAUUUUGUGUGUGUGUGUUUGAAGAAAAUUGAACAACAUGAUUGACAAUAGCAACAACAAUGCCAUGAUGGCAUUAACAGACAGUAGUAGUCAUCAAAUUGAUGAUAAUCAUAAUGAUCAUUAUAAUCAUCAAAUUAGAUUUAAUCAUCAUCAUCGUCGUCAACAAUUUGGUAGUGUUGAUGAUGAUGAUGAUGAUGAUGGUAAAAAUACAUCGAAUCCUAUUCAAACGAGAAAAAGACAUCAGAUUAUCGAUGAUUAUGAUGAUAAUUCAAGAUUAAUGGAUGAAAACAAAUCUUCUUCUUCGUCUUCUUCAUUAUCGACAUCUUUUUCCACCACAACAUCAUCAUUACUAUCGAUAGAUAGAUUAUCGUCGAUAAAUACCAGUCAAUAUUAUAAUAAAAAUCAUCAUUCAAAUAAUAACGAUAGUAGCCAUUAUUAUUGUUGUCAACGGUUACAUUGUUCAUCAUCAUCAUCACCAUUAUCAUCAUUAUCAUCAUCAUCAUCGUCUUUAUAUUCGAUGACAAAUAUUACAAAGCCAACAAUCAUCGUUUUAGCCAUAUUUUGUCUAAUUUCAUCACCAUUAUCUUUAUCAUCAUCAUCAUCAUCUUCAUUGUUAUCAGUUGCCCAAGCACAACGACAAAAUUUACCCGAUCUUUCGGAAACGCCAACAUCACCUAUACGUGUAAAUGUUGGCGAUGAUAUCGAUAUUGAUUGUGUGAUUAAAAAUCGUAACAAUUUAACCGUAUUAUGGAAAUAUUUAAAUGGUACAUCAGAAUUAUUAUUAGCAGCAAAUCAGGUUAUUGUUAGCGAUGAUAAACGUUUAUCUGUUAUACAUCAAGAAAAACAGGAACGUUGGAUUUUACAGAUACGUUUUGCACGUGUACAAGAUACCGGUGUUUAUAAAUGUGAAGUAAAUUCUAUACCAAAAGUACAUGAAACACGUAUGGUUAUGGUUAGUGUACGUAAAACAUAUAUGGAUACUAUUCGAAAUUUGGAUCAUUAUAAUAAUCAUACUGAUUCAACAUCAUCAUCCAUACAAUCACCACCAUCGACUCGUGGAUCAUAUGUACCAGAUGAAUAUCGACCUUCAACAACGCCUGCAUUACCUCCCGGUUCAAUCGCAUAUAAUUCAUCAAGUUCAUUUGUUGAUCGUUCAUUCUAUGAAUGUUGUCAAACUGAAGGUGUUCCUAUUCUAUGUCGACCAUUAUGUAGUCUACAAGCAAUGAUUAGUGAUCAAACUAAACCAUUUAUGUAUACAUUAUGUUAUAAUUAUAUGGCACAUAUAUUCCGUUGUAUAUCGGAUGGCCGAAAUCAUCUUCCCUGUUGUCAAAGGCAACAAGUACCACAACUUUGUCAACCAUCAUGUAGUGGUCGAUAUUCAUUGGAAAAAGCAUUAGAUCAUGCUAUUUGUCAUGAACAUUCAAAAACAAUUUUGUUUUGCAUUGCUGAUGGUCUUCAAGUAUUACCAGAACAGCCACAAGAAAUACAAGUGGAAACAAUUAAUUCAACUUUUAUUUUAUUAAAAUGGACAAAUCGUGAUAAUAGUUUAGCACAACAAUAUAAAAUAAUUUACCGUGAAUUACAUUCAUUUGAUGAAAAUUGGUCAAAAAUAAAUCAUACAAUAAUAAUUGAUGAACCGGAACAAACAAUUAUUGUACAGGCAACAGAAACGGAAGCAUCAAUUGGGCCAUUAAAACGUAGUACAAUGUAUGAAAUUCGAAUGAUUGCUUUAAAUAAUUAUGGUGAAAGUUUACCCACCAAUGAUUUACGUGUGGUAACACAUUCAUUGGAUAUAAAAAAAUCCGAAUCAAUUAAACCGAUUGAAAAUGAUAAUGAAUCAAAUGAUAAUAAUAAUAAUAAUGGUACUGAUGCACCAAGUUUAAGACGUUGUUGUUCGCAACAAGGUGUACGUAAUGAAGCCUGUUUAAAACAAUUAUGUGAACCAUUUAUUAUUGAACCUGUUGAUGUUGAAGAAAGUAUAAUGUGUAUGAAAUAUAUGAAUACAUCAUAUCGUUGUAUUGAAGAGAUUCGUGAUAAUACUGAUUAUGAACAAUGCUGUGAAGAAGAAGGUGUUAACGGUUUUUGUAAACAUUUCUGUUCCGGACAAACAUCAUUGAUGUAUGAUUUUCAAUCACAAUUUCAAUGUCUACCAUAUAUGUCAUCAUUGAUAAGCUGUGUACUUGAACGUAAAGGUUUCGUUACAACCGAACCACAAUCAGUUUCAGUAUCAAGUGUACAUAAUGAUUGGGCAUUAAUUCGUUGGAAACCGCCGAAAAAACGUGUCGAAACAAUAAUAAAAUAUCAGGUUCAUUAUCGAGAACUAUCUGAAGAUGCUGAUGAUUUUUAUUUUGUUGAAACGGCUGAUAAAUCUCCAUUUUUAAUCGAUAAACUUCGACCAUCAACUAGAUAUGAAGUUUUUGUUACGGCUGUCAAUAAACAUGGUGUUAGCCGUGGUUCAUCUCGUGUAUUAUUCAAUACAACAUCACCUGAAAUUGAUCCGAUUGCUGAUCAAUUAGAUCAAACGGAUACAAGUUUAGGAUAUAAUGAAACAUUAUGUUGUGAAAAAGCAGCUGUACAAAAUACUUGUUUACCCUUAUGUAAUUAUCAUCUUAAAAUGCGUGAUCUAUUCAAAUUAAGUCUAUUCUGUGCUGAACCGAAAACGGCUCGAACAAUAUUGCGAUGUUUAGCUGGUGGUCGUGAUCAUCGACCAUGUUGUGAACGUCGUGGUAUCGACAGUGAUUGUUUUGAUCUAUGUAACGGAAUGAUUACUUUCACGUCGAGAGAUGUCGCCGCCAAAUGUUCCAAAUAUGAUGGCAAAAUAUUUCAAUGUAUGGCCGAAGGAGCUGAUACAUUGCCCGGUAUGCCACAAGAAUUACAUGCAAGUAAUGUAACGUCAACAUCAAUUAGCGUUGCCUGGAAUAAAUCAUUAGAUGAAUUACCGGUGAAUGAUCAGGUUACUUAUCAGAUACGUUAUUCACCAUUAUCACCAAAUCAAACAAUACCACCACAUCCAUUUGAUGAUAAAUAUUCAACAAAAUUGAAUGUAACCAAUACACGUUUUACAUUGACAAAUCUGAAACCAAAUACAACAUAUAGUAUUUAUGUUGUAUCAGCAAAUCAAUAUGGACAAUCGGCACCAAGUCAAGUAUUAGUUGUACGUACUAAUCCAGUAGAUGUACCAAUCAGUACGAACGUGACACAUGCAACUAUUGGUCCGCCACAUGGUUUGGAAUUGAUUCGUAAAUCGAUCACAGCUUUAGUUUUUCGUUGGUCUGAACCACAUUAUUCAUCACCGGACGUGACCUAUUCUUAUGAUAUUUUCUUUCAAAAAGUCAAAAAUCUUAAUGCUGGUAAUCUAACAUGGAUAGUAUUGCAUAGCAAUACAAAUAUAAUCGUCAUACAGAAUCUAACACGUAAUACACAGUAUGCAAUAUCGGUACGUGCACGAUCAUCCAAUGGUCAAGUAUCACCAUUAUCAGAAACAUUAUUGGCAUGGACCGAUCCAUCAUUACCAUUGGAAAUUAGUCAACCAUUUGUACAUCCAUUCCCGAUAAUUGAAGGUUCAAUGGUAACAAUUCGUUGCGAAUCAAUCGGUUAUCCGAUUCCAAAUAUGACUGUUUUUAUAAAUGGCCUAAAAGUUAAAACAGAAAAAACACGUAUCAUACAUCAUUCUAUUGAUUAUGUUGAACGUAAUCUUUCGGCAAUCGCUUGUCAAGCUGUGAAUGAAGAAAGUCGUCAUCCAGUACAAAGUUUUCGUGAAGUUAAUGUUCAUUUUGCACCGACCAUUACGUUAUAUAAAGAAUCGAAAAUUGUUCCACGUUAUAGUAUGGCCGUAUUGGAAUGUGAAUUUUCGGGCUAUCCAAAACCAAAAAUUCGUUUCCUCAAAGAUAAUUUAUUGAUUAGUCGGUUCAAUAAUUCGAGAAUUUUUCCACAUUUAAAGAAAACGAAAACAUGGGUAGGCACUUUUGUCAUUGCUAAUGUGGAUAAAGAAAAUCAAGGAAAUUAUGAUUGUAUUGCCCGUAAUGAUUAUGGUGAAGAGAAAAAGACAUUAAAAUUAUUGGUCGAUGAUCAGGAACAUGUUGCCAAAAAUUAUACAGAAUGUUGUGAGAAGAAAAAUAUUCCAAGCGAAUGUAUGUUUGUAUGCCAUAAAAAAGAGAUCAAUCUAUUCGAUGUGUAUAAGAAUCAAAAAUGUCUUGAACAUCUGAAUAAAUAUAUUUACUGUGCUGCGGAUGGAAGCGAUCAUCGUCGUUGUUGUAUGUUUCGUGAGGUAGCUACCGAAUGUCUACAUUGGUGUGCUGGUUAUAAAAUACAAAAAAUGGAUUAUUGUUUAGUUAGUUCGGCCCGUGAUAUAAUGAGUUGUUUCCGUGAGGGUAAUCGUUUCUUACCGUCGCCACCAAAAAAUGUACAUGUACAUUCAAUUUAUUCAAAUAAUCAUGUAUUAAUCGAAUGGGAAGAUUCGGAAAAGAAUCGUGAUUCAACACAUUGGUAUUGGGUUUAUUGGAAAAAAGUUGGCACCAAUGAAAUGGAUCGUGAUCGGGUGGAGAAAAAUUUCUUUGAACUUACAUCAUUAGAACCAGAUUCUACAUAUGAGUUUGUAAUCAAAACAAACAAUUAUCAUGGAACUAGCAUACCAUCCGAACCAUUGGUCAUUAAUCUAUCAAGAUUACAGGCCGAAUAUCUUACAUCGGAUAGUCAAAUAUUAACGAAUGUUAUGUUUACACUGUUAUUCUUUUUGUUGAUAAUUGCUGCAAUUGCAUUGGUUUAUUAUGGAUCAAGUAAAGAACAUUUUCUAUCAAAAUUUCGUUCAUCCAAUUCAUCAUCAUUAUUUGGUGGUGUUCGUCGAACAACAAAUAAUGGCAGUAAUAUUGGUGUAUCAUUUGAAAAUCAUGCUUAUAAUCUUGAAGAUACGAUACAGAUGCAAGAAGCUACUGGUACAAAUAGGCCACCAACACAAAAUGGAAAUCAUAAUAAUAAUCAUCAUCAAUCCAAUAAUAAUGGUACAAAUAAUAUCGUAGAACCUGUCAAUUUAUUCGGAUCAUCUGAUCAGAAUAAUAAUCCUAGCAAUAAUAAUGGUCAACCUCGUGUACAGAUACGUUUGAAUUGAAAAUGAGAAAACAAAACAAUUUAUCAUCUUAUCUUUUAUACGAAAAAAAAACGGAUCGAAUUUUCCAGU